Molecule: messenger RNA, 723 nt
Organism: Panicum virgatum (switchgrass)
Lineage: Eukaryota; Viridiplantae; Streptophyta; Magnoliopsida; Poales; Poaceae
Product: proline-rich receptor-like protein kinase PERK8
Exons: 4
Coding region: 1-546 (181 amino acids)
Biological process (GO): peroxisome organization; ADP transport; ATP transport
Cellular component (GO): peroxisomal membrane
Molecular function (GO): ADP transmembrane transporter activity; ATP transmembrane transporter activity
Source: RefSeq, a predicted model, not a curated record
AUGCGAAUAGGAUGGUUUUUCAUGCUGGCGUUGAAGCCGCUGGCACUAACCUUACUUCUGCCCCCAACAAUUCCCCUUCCUUCACACCUCACCAAUUUUAGAUCGACAUCUCGGCCGCGCCCCUGCUCCCGUACUCGCCCGCGUGCGCCGCCGCCGCCAUCCCCGGCUGCGCAUGGGUCCCCGGCCAGCCCUCGCCCCGCGAGCUCCGCCGCGCGUCGCGUCGUCAUCCUGUCCUGCGGUGCCGCACGGCUCGUCGUCCUCGCGUCCCCUGCGCCGCACCGGUGCCUCGUCCCCGGCGGCCUCCCCGACGCGACACCUGCCCCCGCCGCCCCGACUCAUCGUCCUCGGCCGUCCCUGACCCUUGAGGUCGUCCCCCGCCGUCCCCUCGAGGUCGUUGGAGGCCAAAUCCCGGAGAGCCUCAUGGAGGCCACGUCGGGGGCAAUCGGCGCGCUCAGCAGCACCAUCAUGCUCUACCCGCUCGACAUGUGCAAGCCCAAGCUCCAGGCCGAGCUCCAAACGCACCAGGGCAUGCACAAGUACAGGUGAUCAGAGGAUGGAAGGAUGCAGUUUCUUGAUAAACUGAACUUGUGUAGCAAGAACGGGCAGAAACAAAAAGGGCGAGAGAGUGCAUUACAGGAAUAUGGAUGAAUUUCACAUCAAUGAGCACAAUUCUUACCGAAAUGCUUUUCCAUACUAAUUUUAGUAUAUGUCAGUGGUCUUUUA